Molecule: messenger RNA, 543 nt
Organism: Penicilliopsis zonata CBS 506.65
Lineage: Eukaryota; Fungi; Ascomycota; Eurotiomycetes; Eurotiales; Aspergillaceae
Exons: 1
Coding region: 1-543 (180 amino acids)
Source: RefSeq, a predicted model, not a curated record
AUGUCGCUGGCGACAGCGACGACCUCGACUCCCUCUUCGCUCCCCGCCCGGCAUGGCGAGGCCCGACCGCCCUGGUUCUUCUCCGGUUCAGAACCCGAAGUCCCCUCUCGCUCGCGACACCACCACGUCCCCCGGGGCCCCCCCGUUGACGAACGCGAUCUGUGUCCCGUAUGCAACCGGGCGCUGCCGCCACGCAGCCAGGACGGCAGCGAGGAGGCGCGCGAGGCACAUAUCCGCGAGUGCAUUGUCAGCCAUGGCUCGCGCGUGCGCUCGCCCUCGUCCCGGAGUGACAGCAGUGGUGGCGGUCUUCUCCCGGUCUCCUCACGGCCACCCUCGCCCCUCCGCAUGGUGACCUUUACCGCAACGGAGAAGGACUGUCUAGGCCAGGAGGGCAGCGCGGCCGAGUGCACGAUCUGCAUGGAGGAGUACGAGGUCGGACAGCCGCUGGUGCGGCUCGAGUGUUUGUGCAAGUUCCACAGGCGGUGCAUCGUCGAGUGGUUCGAGCGCAAGGAGGAGUGCCCGGUGCACAAGGUGUCCUAUUGA